AUGCACCGCCACACACAUCUGAGCAGCUAAGGAGUUCGUCCUUCUCCACACGUGCGUCAACCACACACACGUUUUCCCCAUCCUCUGUUAUUCGCGAAGGGUCCAUUUGCAUUCCGCGGGGAAAGGAAAGCGUGAGGUGUAACUGCUGUAGGCGGUACCUCCGCUCGGCUUGUUUGGCGGCACCCCCCCGUGACGAACAGAGAGAGAGAGAGAGAGAGAGAGAGAGAGAGAGAAAGAAAGAGAGAGAGAGAAGGAGAGGGCGUGCUGGCUGCUGGGGCUUAUUCAGCUCACACCAUGGACGAUGUGUUCGGGUCGGACUCCUCCGCCAACGAGUUUGACCCCGCAGAAGAAGCCGACAAUAACAACGAGGACGCGCCCAGCGGGCGUGCAGGCGCUCUGGACUCCGAUGGCGAUAACGAUGAGGGAAUGACCAGCAACAAGCCGGGCGGGUCGCCCACGGACGCGGGAACUUCCUUGGGAGGGAUAGGCCUUAGUGACAGCGAGGACAAUAAUGAUGAGGCCUUCCCAACGGAUGCCGAUGCCGAUGCCGAGAAGCUGGCAAUGGAUGCCGAUGUGUUCGGGUCGGACAGCGAAGAUGAGGUCGCGCCCCCGCCGGGGGGAAGAGCCGAGAACGAUGAUACGGCGGCGGCAGACGUCGAUCCUUUCGAGGAAAGCGACGACGAGGAGGGUGGGUCAGCGGGCAAAACCCUCGGCAAGACCGGAGGCGGCCGGCUGAGCAAGGGGGAUAGCUCCGGUAAAGGUAAAGGAAAGGGCAAGAAGCGCAAGGCUGGUGCCGAGGGUUCCAGCAAGUCGAAGCGCAAGAAGGGGACGAACGGGGAAGGGGAAGGGGAAGGGGAAGGGGACAACCCCACCAAGAAGAAGAAGAAGAAGAAGAAGAAGAAGAAGAAGAAGAAGGACGGCGACGUCGAGGAAGGGGCGGAGGGUGGCAGUAGUGAGAAGACGACCAAGAAGAAGAAGGGCAAGAAAAAGAAGUCCAAGAAGGCCAAGACGACAAGCGUCGAGAGCUCGACCCUGCAAGACCUCGGGCUGGAGUCCUCGGCGGACGAAGCGGCACAAGACGAUGACGAUGACGAUGACGACUUGAGCGACGCCGAGGUAGAGCACGAGGACGAGGAGGAUGAGGGGCUAAGUGGCGAUGGUGCUGAGGAGGUGGCGAGGGCACCGAACAAGCGGACGAGGGAGGACGAUGAUUUCAUCGACGACGCGGACGACAACGCAGACCUGCUAAACGAGUACAAGCAGGACGAGCCGGAAGGGGGAGACCACAGCGAGGCGGAGGAGGACAACAACCCAGAGAACUUCCACGAUGCUCCUAAGAAGGAGAGCGCCAUGACCGCGGUCCUGGCAUCCAUGAAGAAGCGUAAGGCUCAGGACCUGAGCACGGCGGAGCGCGAGCAGAUCGCCCAGGAGUUCAUGUUCAAGAUCAACCAGGCGGCGGAAGACGACGAGGAGGCAGUGCAGAACGGACGCCCGGCGAUCAACAAGAUCAAGAUGAUCAGGGUUGUGAAGGCGACGUUGGCGAAGAAGGAGUUGCAAGAGACCUUCCUCGAGUUCGACCUUCUCGGCGUCCUGAAGCGCUGGCUGCAGCCCUACUCGAAUGGCCAGCUGCCCAACCUCACCGUCAGGACGGACAUCCUCAAGUUGAUAGAAAACCUACCGGUACAGGUGGACCACCUCAAGCGAAGCGGAAUCGGGAAAGUGGUGAUGGGGUUGCUCAACUGCGGGGAGGAGACGACCGAAAACAAGCGCCGCCUCCGGCAGCAGGUGAGUAAAUGGAACCGGCCCGUGUACGAGAAGGAGACUAACUACCGCGCCCGCCGCCCGGCGCAAGAUGAUCUGGAGGCCAUGGAGGUCCCGACGAGGGGCGGUGGGGGUGCCGCCGGUAAUGGCGGGAGGCGGCGAGUGGUCCACGGGAGCAUGCGGCGCGACGGAGCCAGCAAGGACGAGGCUGUAGGGAACAUUCUCAACGCCAGGGCGCGGGGGCUGGACCCGACAAAGGCUCGCGUGCCGUUCUCCAACGGGUACGCUUUCUCAAAGGCGCCGAGGUCGAGGGUCGAGGGACACGGCCGGGCACCGGCCCAGCAGGUGGACACCUCAUCGCGGGCUAAGCUGCUCAAGAAGAUGGCCACUCUGUCGCGUCCCGUAAGCAAGGCUGGAUGAUCUACCUAUGCUGCCAUGAUGCAUGAUCUGCAGUGCGAUUAUCCAUUGUAGUAGCUGCCCAACGAGACGCAGAGGGCACAUGUCAGUCAUUGCCGUGACGGGCAGGGCGAAGAACGUUGUUGGGGCACAGCAAAACUCUUUUUUCGUUGGGAGAGAUUUGUAUAUUGCAAUGCUUUUGGCGGGAGUCCAGGAAAGCAAGAUUUGCGGGGAGAAGAUGUUCAACGUUGAACUGGAAUGUUGGCCAUGUCUGUUGGAGGGAAAGGAUCCAGUCAUGGGAUGUGUAUUCCGAGCUUUAUGCAGAACGUUUGGAGCUCGGUAAACAUUGCGCGCGAAGCCUUGACGCAGAAAUGUGGGUACGUGGGUACAAGUGCACGAUGUUUAUCGAAAGGGUUUGGUUUGGUUCGGGCGUGACGGGAGUUUUCAUAUAGAUGUCGGGACGCGAAUUUCUUCCGUCUAUGGCGGAGGUGUAAUACGAGGGUGGUGGUGUUGGAUAUUACGAUUAAGAUCCUUGAGGGAGGAAAGUAAUAUUAACCUCCGUAUUUUCUUAACAUGAUACAAUCCUCGACGGAGCAUCUCGCCGCCAUCUUGGCUACACGCGCUAUUCAUGGCGCUGCGUCCGUGUCUGUUUUACGGCGAGUGCUGUAGGUGCAACACAACAUAACACCGGUCGUACAGAAGGCGUUAAACUUGAAACCGUGACGGUGUACUGUUUUUGUCCGACCAGUUGAGGAAUGGCAUCUCGGGCACACGUGCUGCAAGAUCGUGGGUGAUUGGAUCGUUUUAUUCUGUCCCUCUCCCACCUCCCUCCCCUGCGUGCAUCAGUGCUAGCACCUUGAUAGGUAUUGUAGGUGGUGUCUUCCAGCAUCCAUAGCAACUAUGAAGGUGCUAGUUUGCGUGUAAACUUCCUUUUCCUGUGUCGUAGUAGAUGUGAUGUGCGGGGCCCAUCCUUGAUGUGAGCCAUGGGUGAGGGUGUCGGCACCAAGUGUGCCGGUGAAGUUGGCAACUCCUAGCAAGGAAGCCGCCGAUAGCUCUUGGGCAGAUCCAGACCGUUUGGCGGAGAAGGGAAUACGGGGGCUGCCCAAGCUUGUGAUGGUCAUGCUUCUGGGAGUAGUACCCGGGGAUGUUCACGGUUUUGUUUUUUCUCGAUGGUGCGGUGAGAUUUGAGUAAGCACUAUUUUGCGAGUUCUUUCAUCAGGCUGCUCAAAUUGAACAUUGGUAUGCAUAUGCAUGGCAUCGUGAAAUCACGAAAUCAUUGGGGAACUAUUCGCCCUCAACAGUACCUUACAAUGGGCACGCGGCGCCGGAAGAGAGAA
This is a messenger RNA of Ectocarpus sp. CCAP 1310/34, 3494 nucleotides long. The record is from the annotation of a GenBank genome assembly. NCBI's taxonomy places the organism in Eukaryota, Phaeophyceae, Ectocarpales, Ectocarpaceae.